AUGCACGGUGUAGGGGGUCCCGGUAGUGCAGGGGGCAGUGCCGCCCAUCGUCGGCGCAAGAAACGGUCCAACUAUGGGAACCGAACGGUUGAAGUUAACCGUGGAUCGAAUGGUUUUGGAUUUACCAUUUCCGGGCAGCAGCCGUGCAUCCUUUCCUGCAUCGUGGUCGGCUCUCCGGCUGAUUUGGCCGGGCUUCGCGCGGGAGAUUUUCUCAUCUCAGUAAACGGGCUGAACGUGUCAAAGUUGCCCCACGAAUCGGUCGUACAAUUGAUCGGUACAACGCACGGUACGAUCCGGAUGGCCAUCGCGGAGAAUUAUUAUUCCGACAGUUCGGAUGAGGAUAUUCUGUUUCACGGUACCCAGCAACACCGAACUCGUCCAAAGUAUCCCCAUAAGGCGAAAUUUUCUCGUGCCUCUGCAGGUGCCAUGACCAGCGCCGCUGGUGUAAACGGGAUUGGCUCAAAUGGGGCCACCGAGCGUGUAGCCACUGUAGGUGCCGGAAGUCCUAUAAAGUCAUUGAUUCUGAAUGGCGACCACAGCCAGGAGGACCUUGCGGCAAACGAAACAUCUCCCGCCGGUGCAACGGCGUAUAACGUCAUUCACAGUCCUAACGCUAGUAACAGCUGUGAUAUUUCGAAUGUAAGUGCAAUGGUGCGCUCUGUGCAGUUGGGAUCCGUGAGCGAUGAUUCUCCGAUGGUGCGCUCAACCGGCACGAGUCAAGGUCCUGGACAAGAAGGAUUGCUUGAGUACCAGGCCAUCGUAGGUUAUCUCGGAACCAUUGAGAUGCCGAAGCAGAUCGCAACCAGUUCCAAGCUACAAACGGUUCGCAGCUGCAUCAGGAAAAUGCGUCAGGAGAAGCGCAACCCAACAACGGUGUUGAUGACGAUACUACCCUCCUGUCUGAAUCUAACCAACACGAGCAACAACUUGAUCGCAAAGUAUGCGUCUGCGCGACUCAGUUAUGUUAGCAGCAGCAGCGAAUGUGACAACAGAUAUUUCGGGCUGGUAACGUCGGCCAUUUACGCCGAUGGGCUCAUGUGCGACAGUGCGGAUGUUCUAAGUCACCCACGUAAGGACGUGGUGAUCUCAAACAGUUGUCACGUAUUCGUUAUCGAUGGAAAGCUGGUAGAUCAUGAGGUGCACUUGGAGAAAGCGGCCCUCUUCCGGAUCGUCUGUACGAAAGAUCCGAUCACAAACCUCUGCUUGGAGUUUCCAUCAAACUCGGAGUACGUGGUAAAUUUGAUUCGCAGCAUGUACAGUCUAAAGUCCCCCCUCAAAGCCGAUGCUGCCGGAGGCUAUGGUAAGCCUCCGGUUGCAAGAAGCUUGAAUUUGGACGGUGGAGGUGCACGAGGGUUUCCUCGCAAUCGGUCCGAUCCCCGUCUGAAUCCACGUGCGGCUAUGGAUGUUGAUGCCCACGACAUAUUAGCCGCUAAUUCCCCACAGCCUAGCAACCAUAGCGAAAUUACGACCACCUCGAGUAAUUCCGAUUCUGGCAUCGGAUUCCACAACGAUUGUCGUAACAUUUCCGACCGUAUACUGCUAGUCGAUUUUCCAGGGAUGCUCGGGCCGCAGCAACAGAGGCUGCUACAACAACAGCAGAUUGCAAACGUUCGGGCACAUUACCGUAAAUCGCAUCCGUUCCUGCGCCCGGCUGGGAUAAUCAAUGAAAUUCCCCCAAAGAUGGAUCCCAUAAGAAACAUUCGCAGUAUGGGGGUAGCAGGAUGCUCACCAGAGGGCGCUUUAGCGGGUCCUUCACGUGCCGGCUUGCAGAUUGCGCACAGCAAGUCGAAAUCAGCAGACUACAGUUUUCCUUCCGCCUCGUCGGAAGCCUUCAUAGACAAGUUAACGGUACGUGCACGGCCUGAUCCAAAGCCGUUCUCCUCCGAUCGAUCACCCUCGAAGGAAAACGCUUUGAACUGUUUGCAGGAUGAACCCUUGGAGCGGUUAGCGAGUGUCGCACAAAACGAAGAUGUAGAUUUGGUCGUCUCCGAUCGAUGGACCUGUGGAAGAACACUAGACGAGCAAGGAAACAUUGUGGAGGAACGUGCGAUUGAUGUCCCGCCGAUGGAGGAGCUAUUUUUGGAUCUUGAGCGAUAUAACAAGGACAAUGUGAAAAAUAGUCUUCUUGCGGCACGUUCUUGCGACGACAUGAUCCUGUCGCUAGGAAAGGAAACUGAUCGAUCGCUAGGCGACGGUGGUGAAGCCGUCUGCGACCAAAUUCUGCAGGACGAGGAAACUUUCGAGCGCCUGAAGGUGAAGUUAUCGAUCGACGAUUUGACACUGAUUUCAUCAGAACCUUCUCGUGCGCUUAGCAGUGUCCAAGAUGGAAGGACGAGUAUUAACAACAUCGCCAAUCAGCACGUAUUUCUGCAGCCACUGAAACCUGUGAAACGGUCUAAGAAAGCGUGCACGACGCACACGACAAAAUCUGCCUCCGGGAAGCUUGCUGCGGUCCACGGGACUCUGGGGGUUGACGAAAAUACGUUGUCUGCGCACGGACGCCACGGCGGAGAUAAGCUAGCGGCCUAUAAACUGAGCCCUAAAGUAUUCGGCCUACCACGGCCCAUAUCGAUUAGUUUCGAAAACAUUUCAACCCUUUCCGUUUCCGGGUGCUCCGGGGUCGGGGGUGGUCGUGACAACGGCGGAGUCGAUAAACAUGCCAUUCGUGACGCGUAUUGCGAUGCAUCCGGUGAUGGUGACAUUGGCCGGAUAGGUUCGGGUAAAAACUCUCAAAUGGGCAAUGGAACACCCGGCUCGGGCAGGAAAAGUAGAGCAACGAAGCGUCUAAGCGGAGGGUUUUCAGCCAUUUGGGGUAGCCUGCAGGAGCUACGAAGUGGAAGUUUCGGUUCCCAAGGGAUCAAGAGUGGUGGAGAUGAUCGCUUAAAGCAAGACCACAGUCGAAUCACAACGUCGGAGACGCAAAGAAAUAAUGCAGUGGUGGUGGUGACCAAGAAGAAGGAGCGUGAACGAUCACUGAGUGGACUAAAGAUUUUGGAGGCGACGUACAGCGAACCCGAUCUGCGAUAUGAUGAGGUGAGUGCUCCAAAUCUACUAGAGGGUAUCCGCGAUCACGACGUCACAGAAGAUAGCGGUAGACAAGGCAAAUCAAUCAACCACAACGCUUCACCGUUCCGUCGUUGGGGUCAAUCGUCACUUCGAUCGCGUUCGACCGAACAUCGGACCCCAACCAAUGGUUCUGCUCGUCGGCCAUCAUCACUGGCCGCCUCGGAAAGCGAUGUGUACACCAAAUCGAUCGACGAUGACUACAGUUCUACCAAAAGCGGCUACACACCGUAUACCGGUGGUGCAGGAGCUGUGGAUACGCUUUCGGUUGAAUCCGCUCUGGUUCCGGUUGGAGCAGGGGUACUGGGAUCGGUGUCAGGUGGAAGCGGCAGUACUACCGGAGGAGUGGUCACGAGUGGAAGCGGCGGUCCUGUUGGAGUAGCAUCCUGGGGUACUUCCUUCGAAAAGCUGCUGGAAGAUGCUGGCGGUUUGCACACGUUCUCGGAAUUUCUUAAAAAAGAAUUCUCCGCCGAAAACAUCUACUUCUGGACGGCUUGCGAGCGGUACCGGCAGCUGACGGAGCGUGAUGAACGGGCACGUGAGGCACAAGCGAUCUUUGCCCGGCAUCUAGAAUCUGGCUGCAGCGAACCGGUCAACGUGGAUUCAAUCGCGCGUAAUAUUGCCUUGGAGAAGCUGCCUCAGGCUGAACCGAGCCUGUUUGCGGCGGCCCAGAAGCAGAUCUUCAAUUUGAUGAAGUUCGACAGCUACCAGCGGUUUAUCAAGUCAGAUAUGUACCGGGUGUGUCAGGAGGCCGAAGCGAAAGGUCAGGUACUGCCGUAUCCGGGCGAGCAGCUGGAUCCGAUGUUACGCACCAGCUUCGCAAUGGUGGUGGGAGGCGCAGCAAACGGCGGCCUGACCAAGCUCAAGAAGUCCCUCAGCAACGCUGAAGAUCGCCGGCGAAAAUCUCUCCUUCCGUGGCAUCGGAAAACGCGCUGCAAAUCGAAGGAUCGUGACUCGGACACGUCGAAGAAAGACAGUGGAAAGGGCGGAACGUCGGGGGGAGCGACGGGGAUCGCAGAGAAGUCUUCCGCUGCGGCAGGCAACGGUGGUGGCGGUAGCAGCAGCAACACGUUGAAGUUGCUUUCCACAAACUCCACUAGCGAUAUUCACAGUUCCCGAAGUUCCUUAGCUAGUUUUGAUGCAGCGAUCGGCGGAAAGUCGUACGAUCCCGAAGAUUCACGUACAACCCUUUGCCGGGUAAUCCUGUCCAAUGGUGCGACGACCGUCGUGCAGACGCGAUCGAACGAAACCAUCAAGGAGUUGGUAGAACGGUUGCUGGAGAAACGUGGCAUCGUGUACAACGCGUAUGAGGCGUUCCUUGCUGGAAGUACGAAACCGCUUGAUCUCGAUGGGCCAUCGGUUAGUCUGGCCGGUCGGGAAGUGAACAUAGAUCAGCGCGUCGUGUUCAAGCUGAACCUCCCGAACCGCAAAAUGAUAUCGGUGAAGAGUAAGGCUGCGAAACCGCUGGCGGACGUGCUGCGGCCGAUCCUGCACAAAUAUAACUAUGAACUGGACCAGAUGAAGGUGGUGGUUCACUCGACCGUGGACGUGUGCCUUGAUAUGACGCAACCGGUCACCACGGUAGAUGGGUUGUGUUUGUACAUACGCAGCACGAGCGAGUCUGCAACCAGCAACGGAGCAGUUCAUCCGGAACUAGGACGACCGUUGGCGGGAGCACGACCGGUCAUUAAUACGGCCACCCAUCAGCAGAUUGUUCAUCAUUUUCAGCAGCAACAGCAACAACAGCAGCAGCAACAGCAGCUACUUAAUAGUCAAUCAGUCAACGCUCAGCAGCAACACACCUUUGCCGUACCGACCUCUAUUCCGUCAUCCUACGCUUCGGCAACCGGUAUCAAACAGCAGCAACCCUUCGGAGGGUCCGGUGCGUGCAAUAAUAAUACUAAUCUGGGCAAUGCAAACCAGAAUCGGCCAAGACCGAAGGAUCAACCAGAACAACCGAAGGAAGAUCAGCAGCCGGAGAUAGGAAGUGGUGUCGUGAAUGGGCGCGGCCAACACGAACUGAACACGCUCGACGAGAUCACGAACAAAGUGUUCAAUGAGCUGAUGAACGGAAAGACGGCCAGCAAUGGUGUGGCGGGUAAGGGACCACCGGAUGUAGAUUGCACCUCGGACACGUCUUCGACGCGUCGUGAUCGCUUUCGCAGGCGCGGAUCCAAUACGGCACCGUCGGAAAGUGGUCGGGGAGCGAAAAGUAAAAAAUGCUCCACCGGAGGCUCCGAAGAUGGUGGCGAGAGUGUGAACAACCUCGGUAUCAAGAAGCCGAUCAUUGCCAAGCUGAAAGCUGGUGUGAAAUUGCAGAUGCCUACUAGGUCGCAGAAUGACGAGCUGCUGGAGGGAUUGAAGCGGGCUCAACGCAGCCGUCUCGAGGAUCAACGCGGUACUGAAAUCAAUUUCGAGUUACCGGACUUUCUAAAGGAUAAGGAAAACUUUACUACGCCCAGUGCGACUCCCGCUAGCAAUCCGGCCACAGUUCCGGUUGCGAGUACGACAUCGUCCGCUACAUCCGCAACGUCAGGUCCGUCGAAGUUAACGCGCAGCAAACCGGCAAGACGCUCGGAAUCCACCACACCGACGACGGAGUUCGUUGGAGGAUCACUGCAGCAGAUCAACAAGCCCCAACCAGCACCGCGGUUAUCGAUUACCGGGCAGGGCCGACUGAACCUAUCCGGUCCCGGUUCACCUGUCCAAGCGGCCGUCAGUGAUAGCCACCUUAAUUUGUCGACACAAUGUAACGCUUCGCCGCUUCCGCAAGAUGAUCCGUUUCACGUCCACAGUGGUGGUGGUUCGCAGUCGGAGAACAGCUAUGCCGACACUACCCUAGUCUUCACCCAUGCCACGGCCAUUAAUGGUCAGGUACCGGUUGCCGUCACACCACGCACCAUUACAUCUAGCUCUGCGGCACUUCCCUUCGGUAGCGGUGACCAUUCCAGCGAUUCCAGCAGCACCGGUGAAGGUGGUCACAUCACCACCAACGGCUGUUGCGAUAACCACGUGCACGAGACAUCCCCGGGAAGCUCACCAACAAACCAUAGUGGCCAUUUACACCCGCUGCACUAUCACGCUGGUCCUGGUUCCGGAACGAAUGGGAGUAGUGGCGCGUCAUGCAAUCCAUCGGCGGCCUAUCCGUUGGUGCACUAUCCGUCCCAUCAUCAUCAUCACCCGCACGGGCUUCAUCCGCAUCAUCAUCCGCACGGCCAACACUACCAUCAUCAUCAUCAUCCGCCUGGUUCGCGCUAUCUGGCCGCGACUCCGCUACCGAACGGCGUUAACGGGCAAUCUUGUUCGAGCAUGGGUGACAGUCAAAAAGGACCACCACCAUUACCACCGAAACCGAAAAUUCUACCCAUCAAACCCUCCAACUGGGGUCACCCGGUCACGGCCUCCUAUGCGACAGGACCUGGCACCAAUGGGUGUGUUAAUGGCGGUGAUUUAAACGGCCUCACUAUGGGAGCAACUGGAAGUGUGCCGAGUAGCGGUUCUGGGGCCGGUACUUCACUGACCGACGCGGUCAUAACCAGCACCUCCAGCCUGCAUCACACCAACGGCACUAACGCAGGUGUUGGAGCAACUACGGGGAGCAAUGGUAUCGCAAACUCUAUGCAAACAGAUUUACCGGGUAAUCGGCGCUCAAAUGGUGCCACGGAUAGCCCGACGGGAUUAUCCGCUGCAUCAUCUGGCAUCAGUGCGGCCGUUGCACAAGCACGUAGUGUCUAUUUCGAUCAAGGAAACAGCAGUUUUGUGUAGCAGAACCAAACUGGAGUAGACGGAAAUAUGUAAAAGUGAUUCAAAAGUAGUGAUGAUUGUAUGUGAAAUUAAUUUAUUGGGAAAAAGAAAUAGAUUCAUCCAUGUUAGCUGAAGCAUUGGACGUUAUUCUAGGACAAUACUGGUGUGAUAUUACCCCGUGGCGCUUUCCAUCGGGGUACCGGAUGUUAUGUAAAUAAAAAGCAAUAGAUAGAAGCCGAAUUAGUUAUCAGGGGGUCUCGAAGAAACACUACAGAUAGAAUAAUUGAAAAUGAACCGAAAAUAAAUUAUUUGCU
This is a messenger RNA of Anopheles nili, 7121 nucleotides long. RefSeq lists its product as uncharacterized. The transcript has 8 exons. Gene Ontology annotation, molecular function: GTPase activator activity; protein binding. Gene Ontology annotation, biological process: signal transduction. NCBI's taxonomy places the organism in Eukaryota, Metazoa, Arthropoda, Insecta, Diptera, Culicidae. The coding region runs from base 1 to 6828 and encodes 2275 amino acids. The record is from RefSeq and is a predicted model, not a curated record.